UUAACAUAUGAAGCCUGUAAGCAGUACCUUGCAAGGAACAAUCAGAGGAACCUUUCUCCCAUCGCGGAAACUGAAUGGAGAGCUGCAUAUAAAAAACACGAACUCCGUAAACUCAAAGGAUUAUCAGCUGAGAGACAGGGGCGAAUGGAAGGAACGACUGGCAACAUGACAUCGAAGAGCUGCCCAGAACCCCACCGAGCUCAGUCUGCACGAACUACAUUAUUCAAACAGGAGAAAAAUGGGAAAACCUACAGAAUUCCAGCUCUUAUCUACAUCAGUGAUGGACAGACCUUCCUUGUCUUUGCAGAGGAGCGCAGCACUCCACGUGACAGUGAUGCAAAAGUGUUGGUCGUGAGGAGGGGAUCACCCCAGAAUGGAUCCCUCCAUUGGUCUCCUGCGCAAACGCUCUCUUCUGCCUGUUUGCCGGAACAUCGCUCUAUGAAUCCUUGUCCAGUCUAUGAGAAGAAAUCCAAAACUGUUUUUCUUUUCUUUAUCUGCAUACUGGGUAAUACCACAGAGCAUAACCAGAUUUUUACAGGUAGGAAUCAAGCUCGGCUGUGUUACAUCACUAGUACAGACUAUGGCCAGAGCUGGAGCGGGGUAACAGAUUUAACAAAAAAUGUUAUAGGAGAUGAGAUUAGCAAAUGGGCUACUUUUGCAGUUGGACCAGGACAUGGCAUUCAGAUGAAAAACGGAAGACUAAUCAUUCCAGCUUAUGUUUAUUACAUACAUUGUAGUUGUUGGCCCUUCCAUUUUCCACUCAAUGUUAGGCCUCAUGCUUUGUCCUUCUAUAGUGAUGAUUGUGGUAUCACCUGGCAGAUGGGGGGAAAAGUCCAAAUGAAAUCAUGUGAGUGUGAAAUGGCUGAGAUCAUAGACCAUUCAGAUCGGAGUCAUUUGUACUGCAAUGCUCGUAGUUCAAGUGGCCACAGAGUAGAAGCUUUAAGUGUGAGCAACGGAGCAGCUUUUGACAAAUCUCAUUUUGCACAGCAACUUGGGGAGCCCCGUCAGGGCUGUCAAGGUAGCGUGCUGAGCUUGCCUGUGCCAAAGCCAUCAGAUGAAGAUGACAAGAAACAAAACAAUUGCUCAACACGGUUAGACACAAAGACUUGGUUACUCUAUUGCCAUCCAACUAAUAAAACAAAGAGGGAAGAUCUAGGAGUUUACUUGAAUAAAUCACCCUUGAAUGCUUCUGGCUGGGGCCGGCCAUGGAUCAUCCAUAAGGGUCCCAGUGGAUACUCUGACUUAACGCAGUUUGAGGAGCACUUUGCUUGCCUUAUGGAGUGUGGCGAGAAAAGUGAGAUUGAGGAGAUAGCCUUUGUGCAAUUUGAACUCAGUGAUGUUAUGGAUGCUAGUGAUGAAAGAGCAAGUUAACUUUAUUAAGUUUACCUCGUUUGUAAAAUUUGCUUCUAGAUUAGGAUUUGUAUCUUUAAUCAGUUGAGAAAAUACAGCUGCAUUUUAAAUAAUUUAUUGAAAUUAUUCAUUUAAAUUAUUUGCCAUUAUUUAAAGUUCCAAAAUAUCUUUAAAGCAUGAAAGUGCUUGCAGGAGCCGUGCAGCAAAUUCAGACAGGAAAUGUCUGCUUUUACUGAUGUUGUAAAGCGAAAGUGAAAGAAGUAUACAAAAUAUUGCAGUAUUUAGCCUAUCCAGCAAAAAAUGUUUUGGAAAGUUUUAAACUGAACAUAUACUUUUGAAUUCUGUUAAUUGAUGAAAGAAACAAUUCUUCAUUGUUUUAUCAUUGUAUUUAUACAAGAUUGCAUGAAAGUAUUAUUGUGAUUUGAUUAUGCCUCUAUUGGUAUAAGUUUGGUAAGUGUAAUGACCUAUGCUUUGCCAUGUAGUUAUGUUUUUGCUCUAACAAAAAAAAAAAGAAGCAUUUUCAGAAUUAUUAACCGUAAUUGUAGUAUGGUUGUCACUGUUUAUUUUUACAAAGUCAUGUCUUUUAGCAUUGGAAUCCUCAACUCAAGGCUCAAACUGUAAAUUCUGAAAUGUUACAAUUAGCAUACUGAUUAUACUUCCUUUAAUCAUACUGUUAAACUCUCAAACAUUGGUUUGUAUGUGAUUGUGUGUGUGUGUAUUAUAUAUUUGUUUGUUUUGGUAAAAAGCAUUGCCUGACUGCUCCAUAUCAACAUAUGAACCAUAUUAUUGAGAAAAAAAAAAAAAAAAAUUAUCUGCAAUUUUCACUAUACUAUGAAAGAUCACUUGUUUUUAUAGAAUUUUACAUUGGCCUGUUAAGUAAGGGUUUGCGUUAUCAGUGGAUGGCCAGUACAGUAUUUUUAUUUUUAUUCACUUAAACUGGUUCAAUGAAAAAACAAAUACGAAGUCGAUAUUUAAAAUGUUAAAAAUAAUGUAUUUCUUUAUACCACCUGCUAGUGUCUUGGGGAGUACCUAAAAGUUGUUUUAGUGUUGCAUUUGCACUUUGGUGUGUUAAACACUUAUGUAAUUUUCUUGUAAAUAUCUGUUGCAUCUGUAAGUACUACUGUUGUAAUUAAUUUAAACAUGGUUUAGUCCAAAGAAAUGCUGUUUUCAUGUAGUAUGUGCUGUGUGCCAAAAGAGCCUCAAAAUCUGGUUUUUGCUCUGUCAUUAUGGGUUAUGGAGUGUAGACUGAUGUGAAGAAAAAAUCAUUUAAAGCAUUUUAGCAUAAGACUGCAACAAAACAAAAUGUGAAAAAAAAAUGAAGAGGUCUGAAUACUUUCUGAAUGCACUGUAUAGGGCCAUGCAUUUUCACUGCACUGUUUCCAGAUUAAUGACAUAAAAAUUUCUGAAACUGUU
Myxocyprinus asiaticus (Chinese sucker) is the source of this 2763-nucleotide messenger RNA. Its product is annotated as sialidase-3-like. Gene Ontology annotation, cellular component: membrane; cytoplasm; lysosome. Gene Ontology annotation, molecular function: exo-alpha-sialidase activity. Bases 145 to 1371 code for a protein of 408 amino acids. Gene Ontology annotation, biological process: ganglioside catabolic process; oligosaccharide catabolic process. The record is from RefSeq and is a predicted model, not a curated record. NCBI's taxonomy places the organism in Eukaryota, Metazoa, Chordata, Actinopteri, Cypriniformes, Catostomidae. The transcript is spliced from 3 exons.